AUGGAAUCCAAUUUUUGUGCCCUGCCGGAUCAAAACUCGUCGCGUAUUCGAUACGAGAUUACGAGCGGGAACAUAGGUGGAGCGUUCGCUGUAAAGAACAUGACCGGCGCCAUUUAUGUCGCGGGAGCCCUAGAUUACGAAACUAGAAAAAGAUACGAGCUGAGGUUAGCUGCGUCCGACAACUUGAAGGAAAACUACACAACGGUUGUGAUUCAUGUGAAGGACGUCAACGAUAAUCCUCCAGUCUUCGAGAGACCCACUUACCGAACCCAAAUCACAGAAGAAGACGACCGCAAUCUUCCCAAGCGUGUGCUACAGGUUACUGCUACUGAUGGCGACAAAGACAGACAACAAAAUAUAGUUUAUUUCCUCACUGGACAAGGUAUCGAUCCAGACAAUCCAUCAAAUAGUAAAUUUGACAUCAAUCGAACAACGGGAGAAAUUUUUGUAUUAAAACCGUUAGAUCGUGAUCAACCAAACGGAAGGCCUCAGUGGAGAUUUACUGUUUUUGCUCAAGAUGAAGGUGGUGAAGGGCUUGUUGGCUAUGCUGAUGUUCAAGUGAAUCUAAAAGAUAUUAACGACAAUGCUCCAAUCUUUCCUCAAGGCGUUUAUUUCGGAAAUGUUACUGAAAACGGAACUGCAGGAAUGGUUGUUAUGACUAUGACGGCUAUUGAUUACGAUGAUCCGGCAGAGAGUAAUAAUGCGAAACUUUGGUAUUCUAUCGAGAAAAAUGUAAUUGAAGAAGAAACCGGAUCCCCUAUAUUUGAAAUUGAACCAGAAACUGGUGUUAUAAAAACAGCCGUUUGUUGUUUAGACCGAGAACGAACGCCGGACUACUCCAUACAAAUAGUAGCUUCAGAUGGUGGGGGGUUAAAAGGCACUGGUACGGCAUCAAUUCGCGUCAAAGAUAUAAACGACAUGCCACCACAGUUUACCAAAGACGAGUGGUUUACAGAAGUAGACGAAACGGAUGGAACUAAUCUACCCGAAAUGCCUAUACUUACCGUUACCGUUCAUGACGAAGACGAAACUAAUAAAUUUCAGUAUAAAGUUAUCGAAAACAGCGGCUAUGGUGCUGAUAAGUUUACUAUGGUCAGAAAUAACGAUGGGACUGGGUCAUUGAAAAUUGUUCAGCCUUUAGAUUAUGAAGACCAGUUGCAAAGUAAUGGUUUUAGAUUUAGAAUACAAGUAAAUGACAAAGGUGAAGAUAAUGAUAAUGAUAAGUAUCAUGUAGCUUAUUCUUGGGUAGUUGUUAAAUUAAGGGAUAUAAAUGACAAUAAACCACAAUUUGAAAGAGCAAACAUUGAAGUUUCGGUAUAUGAAAAUGCAGAGGUUGGUAAAAGCUUAGAAACAUUUAAAGCUACUGACCCCGAUCAAGGAGGAAAAAGUAAAGUUUCUUAUGCCAUUGAUAGAUCAUCGGAUAGAAAACGACAGUUCUCAAUAAAUCAAGAAGGCACUGUAAGCAUACAGAGGUCUUUAGAUAGAGAAGAAACUCCUAGACACCAAGUUAAAAUAUUAGCAAUUGAUGAUGGUCUACCACCCAGAACUGCUACAGCUACCUUAACUGUCAUCGUUCAGGACAUUAAUGACAAUGCACCAACAUUUUUGAAGGACUACCGACCCGUAUUAACUGAACAUAUAACGCCUAAAAAAGUGGCUGAAAUCUUAGCCACCGAUGACGAUGAUAGAUCUAAAAGCAAUGGACCUCCAUUCCAGUUCAGAUUGGAUCCAAGCGCAGAUGACAUCAUAAGAGCUUCUUUCAAGGUAGAACAAGAUCAAAAAGGUGCUAAUGGUGACGGAAUGGCUAUAAUAUCAUCUUUGAGAUCUUUUGAUCGAGAACAACAAAAGGAAUAUCUUAUCCCAAUUAUUAUUAAGGAUCAUGGAAAUCCUGCAAUGACUGGUACUAGUACAUUGACGGUUGUAAUAGGCGAUGUGAACGAUAACAAAAUGCAGCCUGGUUCUAAGGAAAUACUUGUUUACAAUUACCAAGGUCAAGCUCCAGACACUGAAAUUGGUAGAGUGUAUGUUUAUGAUCUAGAUGAUUGGGAUUUGCCAGAUAAAAAAUUCUUCUGGGAGAGUUCCGAACAUCCAAACUUUACAUUAAAUGAAGAGACCGGGAUGAUUCAAAUGAAGCACAAAACGAGAGAAGGUCGUUACCAUUUGAAAUUUAAAGUAUACGAUCGUAAACAUACUCAAACUGAUGUACCAGCAAAUGUGACAGUUGUCGUAAAAGAGAUAUCGCAUGAGGCAUUAAUAAAUUCCGGAUCUAUAAGAAUUUCGGGUAUAUCGGAUGAAGAUUUUAUAAGGGUGUGGAACUAUAAAACCUUAAGCGUAUCAGGAAGUAAAUUGGACUUUUUCAAAGAUAAAUUAGCAGAUUUAUUAAAUACUGAAAUCGAAAAUAUAGAUGUAUUUAGUGUUCAGCUACGGAAAAAGCAUCCUCCUGUUACAGAUGUCCGAUUUUCAGCCCAUGGUGCACAUUACUAUAAACCAAUACGACUAAAUGGUAUUGUAUUAAUGCACAGAGAGGAAAUUGAGAGAUCUGUUGGAGUAAAUAUAACUAUGGUUGGUAUUGACGAAUGCUUAUAUGAAAAUCAAGCUUGUGAAGGUUCCUGUACAAAUGUUCUAGAUAUAAGUAACUUGCCAUAUAUGGUAAAUGCAAACAAAACAGCACUUGUGGGAGUUCGCGUGGAUGUUAUUGCAGAGUGUACCUGUGGUGCACGAAACUUUACACAAGCCGAAACCUGUCGCAAUUCUCCGUGUUAUAACGGUGGUCGCUGUAUUGAAGGGAAAUACGGAUUGACGUGUUCCUGUCCUCCUGGCUAUACUGGUCCCAGAUGCCAACAAACUUCGCGUAGCUUUAGAGGCACAGGAUGGGCUUGGUAUCCAUCUUUAGAGAUGUGUGACAGCUCUCACCUUAGUUUUGAUUUUAUAACUAGAAAGUCUGAAGGAGUCCUUAUUUACAACGGUCCAAUUGUACCACCAGAACCAGAUGAAAUCAUGGUAUCUGACUUUAUAUCUGUGGAAUUAGAAAGAGGAAAUCCACGGCUACUCAUAGAUUUUGGUUCAGGCACAUUAGAACUGAGAGUAAAAACGAAAAAGCCCUUAGACGAUGGAGAAUGGCAUCGGUUGGACAUUUUUUGGGAUACAGAAAAUGUACGAAUGAUUGUCGAUUACUGUAAAUCUGCCGAUAUACAAGAAAUGGAAGAUGGAACACCACCAGAAUUCGAUGACUCGACAUGUCAGGCUACGGGAACUAUUCCGCCAUUCAAUGAAUACUUGAACGUCAAUGCACCACUACAAGUCGGUGGUUUGUACAUAGAACAUUUCGACCCGACACAUUAUCACUGGCAGUAUAUGCCAAUCGGAAAAGGAUUUGACGGUUGUAUUAGAAAUCUUAUCCACAACAGCAAACUCUAUGAUUUGGCGCAUCCUGGUCUAUCCAGAAACUCAGUGGCAGGCUGCCCUCAAACUGAAGAAAUUUGUAAUCAAGCUGACACUACGUCUCGAUGCUGGGAACAUGGAACAUGUGUUGGUAGUUUCUCUGAAGCGAGAUGUCAAUGUCAACCUGGUUGGACCGGGCCGUCGUGCAAUUUGCCCACAACACCUACAAGCUUCAGACCGCAGAGUUACGUUAAGUUUGCCUUAAGCUUUGAACCAGAUAGAUUUAGCACUCAGAUUCAACUCCGGUUUAGGACACGAGAACCUCACGGAGAACUGUUUAGAGUGAGCGAUCAACAUAAUCGCGAAUAUGGAAUUCUUGAAGUAAAAGAAUCUAGAUUACACUUUAGAUUCAAUCUGAAUUCGCUAAGAACAGAAGAGCGAGAUGUGUGGUUGAAUUCGGUUGCUGUCGAUGAUGGUCAAUGGCAUAUAGCCCGAGUGAGCAGGUAUGGAAGCGCUGCAACGCUUGAAAUAGAUGGUGGCGAGGGCCGAAGGUACAACGAGACAUUUACUUUUGAAGGUCAUCAAUGGCUUUUAGUAGACAAACAAGAAGGUGUAUACGCUGGUGGUAAAGCGGAAUAUACCGGUGUUAGAACUUUCGAAGUAUAUGCUGACUUUCAGAAAGGAUGUUUGGAUGAUAUACGCUUAGAAGGAAAACAUUUACCUCUACCCCCCGCUAUGAACGGCACACAGUGGGGUCAGGCGACGAUGGCUCGAAAUUUGGAUCGCAAUUGUCCUUCCAACAGCCCUUGUAUUAAUGUUCACUGCACCGAACCAUUCGUUUGCGUUGAUCUUUGGAACGAGUAUGAAUGCACGUGUCCCGGUGGUUCGACGCGAGCCGGCAGCACAUGUGUGAACGUGGAUGAGUGCGUCUCAUUUCCGUGCCUCAACGGGGGCACGUGCGUGGACCGAGACCCGGCGCGUCGCUACGACUGUAUCUGUGCCUUCGGCUACACAGGACACGACUGCGAAUUAGAGCUCCUAGCCUCUGGAAUCAUCAUGCCUUCCAGAGAUUUCAUUAUAGCUAUCAUUGUCUGUUUAUUUUUGCUUUUAGUUCUGGUUCUGGUAUUCGUGGUUUACAAUCGGCGCCGCGAAGCACACAUCAAAUAUCCAGGCCCAGAUGACGAUGUUCGUGAAAACAUUAUUAACUACGAUGAUGAGGGUGGUGGCGAAGACGAUAUGACCGCCUUCGACAUCACACCACUCCAGAUUCCUAUUGGAGGACCGCUGCCGGAUCACGUUCCAACUAAAUUGCCCUAUCCGUUAAUGAGUGUGGGACUGGGAGUGGGACCCAUGAGUGUUGGCGUUGCCCCCCCAAUGGGAGUCCCUUUAACUGGCGAAACCAAUGUGGGAAUGUUUAUUGAAGAUCACAAACGGCGAGCAGACAGUGACCCUAACGCGCCACCUUUUGACGACCUGAGGAACUACGCGUAUGAGGGCGGCGGCAGUACUGCUGGGUCUUUAUCGUCCCUGGCAUCUGGUACUGACGAUGAGACCCACGAGUACGACUAUUUGGGUGCCUGGGGCCCGCGAUUCGACAAGCUAGCGGAUUUGUACGGCCCCGAUCUCGACGAACAGCUGUAA
Messenger RNA from Leptosia nina, 5022 nucleotides. Lineage: Eukaryota; Metazoa; Arthropoda; Insecta; Lepidoptera; Pieridae. The record is from the annotation of a GenBank genome assembly.